Meriones unguiculatus (Mongolian gerbil) is the source of this 2076-nucleotide messenger RNA. RefSeq names its product gametogenetin-binding protein 1-like. The coding region runs from base 857 to 1909 and encodes 350 amino acids. The transcript is spliced from 6 exons. The record is from RefSeq and is a predicted model, not a curated record. NCBI's taxonomy places the organism in Eukaryota, Metazoa, Chordata, Mammalia, Rodentia, Muridae.
UGGCCGGCCGCCGGAUGCAGACACACAGGGAGGCUGCUGCUUGGAGGAAGGUCCUGUGGGCCAGGCCUGGGAGCAGCUGCUGUGCACCCUCCCCCUGCAUGCCCUGUCCCAGACAAGGGGAGAAGCUUUCUGUUCACGGCCUUUCCUGCCUCUGAUUCCCGGUCCUCACUUUCCAUCUUCUCCCUCUAGGGAAAAGCAAAACACAGAAAAACAACAGAAACCAGGACGGAGCUGGGGGUGGCCGUGCAGACCUGCAGACCCAGCUCUCAGGAGGCUGAGGCAGGGUAGAGAAAACAGGCCACCCUGUUUACGUGACACCAAAAAGGAGGAAUGGGAGUCGGGGAUUGGGAGGAGGAGGAGGAGGGAGAGGAGAAGUGGGGUGAGGAGAAGAAGGCAGAAGAGGAGGAGGAAGAGGAGAAGGAAUUUGUGCAGUCACCCAGUCCUCUGCAAACUGCCAGGCCUUAGGGACUGAUCUCAAGCACAGAAUCAACUCCAGAGAGACAUUGUGCGGAGUCCUGUUCUCAGGGUCUGUACCCUCCAGCCUUCCUGUCCUUCCCCAAGCCAGGGAGAGGUGCCCCUUUCAUGGCCUGAGGGUGCCCCUUUUCUGGGUCUCAGCUUCCCUUGAUCUCCAGCUUGGCCCUGAUGCCCGCUGAGCUGGGCCCUGGCUGGCUCCCUGUACCCACCCUCCUCCCUGCAGCAGCGUCCACUGUCUCCAGUUAUUCUCCCCACCCCCACCCCACCCCCACCCUUUCUUUGCCUUCUAGAACUCCUGGAAGUCUCCAACUGGAGGUUUCUAUUAGCAGUUGGUCCUGGGCUGGCUGCCAUGACUUCUCCCUGAGCCAGGGUCUCUCUCAGGAUGGCGGCCCAGGCUCGGACCCCUCGGUCACGGCCAAGAAUCUUGGGCUGCUCCUCCGUGUUGCGCUUUCUCCGAAGCCUGGUGGGGAGUAAGGGCAGUUCUAAGGGUCCUAACACGCCCCUGACCAGGAGCCGGCCCAACCCCCCACCGGAGCAGGAUGCUGCCUCCCCAAGGGUAGACCACGGGGAAGAUCAUGGAAGAGGAGAGCCGCAGCUGCACACCGCAGCACCCAGGAUCCUCUCCGCGGCUCCCCCAAACCCACCUCUGCAGGAUGCUUUCGGCCUGGGCACCGGGGACACAGGUUCCCAGACCUCCACCUGCAAGCGUGCCCCAAAGCUCAGGUUCCACGGAACAGAGGUAACAUCAGUCCCCAGCAGAGGAGCAGAGGAGGUUCUGGGGCACCUGUCUGAGAAGAAGAAAAGACACGGGGAAGAGCCAGCAGGGGAGGCCUCUGGGGCCUCAGACAGGGAACACUGUACCCAGGCCCUGGAGGCUGCACAAGAAUGUCUGCAGUGGGUUCCCGGACCGCUGGCACUUACCCCUGGGGUCUUCGUCAAAGAGGAAGAGGACGGGCACUGCCUAAUGGAGAUCCGAGACCUCAGGCUGUCCUCUCGCAAGGUGGGGCCCAACCCGUGGAACUAUAUCCUCGGCUUGUACAAGCAGCUCCAUAAAUCAGCUCUGGGCAAGGCUCAGAGACCGGGGCUGCCUCAGUUUCCUCUCAAGGAUGGCUUGCCCCAUGAGGAGAAAGGGGAGCGAGAAGAAGCUGAGGAGGAGGAGAGCUGCGCCAAUCUGUGCGCCCCACGCCCUGCCGCCUUCCCAUCCCUGCUGCAGAAGACAUUCAGAUCCACUGACACAGUGGGUUUCGUGGAGUCAGAGCUGAAGAAGAUUCUGGCAGUGCAACGGGAGUGCCGCCUCUGGAAGGUGGGCAGCCCGGAGGGCCGGGAGCUGAUGACCCGGCCAGACAUCACGCUGGAGGAGGCAGGGAUGGUGGACGGCCAGCACCUGCUCCUGGAGGAGAUGGACGAGAUGGGGAACUGGCCCCCUCCGGAGUGAGGCCUGUGCCGGCAGGAGCCCACUUCGCCCACACCCCUGGGACCCCAGUCAGGGGCCCUGGGCUUUGGGAUGAGAAGCAUGUUGAGUGUGUGCGGUGGGCCCGCCCAGCGCUGUCCCUGCCCACCAGAUACUGCAGACGAUGUUAUUAAAAACUUAGUUUGACAUUA